Molecule: messenger RNA, 747 nt
Organism: Phyllostomus hastatus (greater spear-nosed bat)
Lineage: Eukaryota; Metazoa; Chordata; Mammalia; Chiroptera; Phyllostomidae
Gene: GRXCR2
Product: glutaredoxin and cysteine rich domain containing 2
Exons: 3
Coding region: 1-747 (248 amino acids)
Biological process (GO): sensory perception of sound
Cellular component (GO): stereocilium base; stereocilium shaft; microvillus
Source: RefSeq, a predicted model, not a curated record
AUGGAGGACCCCGAGAAGAAGCUGAACCAGAAGAGUGACGGCAAACCCCGGAAAGUACGAUUUAAGAUCUCCUCCUCCUACAGCGGCCGCGUGUUGAAGCAGGUCUUUGAGGAUGGGCAGGAAUUAGAAUCGCCAAAGGAGGAGUAUCCUCACAGUUUUCUCCAAGAGUCCCUUGAGCCAAUGGAUGGUGUUUACGGGUCUGGGGAAGCCCCCAAGCCCCGGCCAUACUCCCCCAAGCUGACUGCUCAAAGGAUCAGCGUGUUUAGAGAGGGCAAUGCCUACACUCUGGCCGGCAGCCAGCCUUUCUUCAACGAUUACAAGGCAAAUGACCAUAAGUCCCCACCUAUUAUAGAUUUUGGAAAGAUAAUCAUCUACACGAAUAACCUGAAAAUCAUUCGAACCCCCAUGGACAAGAGAGACUUCAUGAGGAAGAUUCUCCAGAAGGAAGGAGAGGUUGAGGAAGAGUCUCUGAUGAGCAAAGAAGAAAUCUAUGGAAACAGCGACCAGAACAAUGGGCCUCUGGCAGAGACAGAAAGCGCGUUCCCCCUCAACCAGUACCCACAGGAAGGGGAGCUUCCAGAUGACAACUGCUUUCACUGCCGAGGGUCGGGCAGUGCCACCUGCUCUCUGUGCCAUGGCAGCAAGUUCUCGAUGCUGGCCAACAGAUUCAAGGAGUCCUACCGGGCUCUGCGGUGCCCUGCCUGCAAUGAGAAUGGCCUGCAGCCUUGCCAGAUUUGCAAUCAAUAG